Molecule: messenger RNA, 12112 nt
Organism: Xyrichtys novacula (pearly razorfish)
Lineage: Eukaryota; Metazoa; Chordata; Actinopteri; Labriformes; Labridae
Source: the annotation of a GenBank genome assembly
AUGGGUGAUGCUGCCAUGGCAGAGUUUGGGCCAGCAGCUUCUUAUCUCAGGAAGUCAGAUAAGGAGCGUCUAGAGGCCCAGACCCGACCCUUUGACAUGAAGAAGGAGUGCUUUGUACCUGACCCCGAGGUCGAGUACGUCAAGGCAUCUAUCACCAGUCGAGAUGGUGACAAAGUCACUGCUGAGACUGAGUUUGGAAAGGUAAGUACAUACAAAUAUUUGUUAUCAAUUCAAUUUUUUUCAUUUUACUAUUGACUUUAACAUGGAUGUAGUCUCAGCUACAUCAUCCAGCCAUUUCUUAAGAUGAGUUUUGAAGCCUGUCAACAGCAGUUGCCUUUUUGGAAGACUUAAUCUUAGUUUUGGUCAAUCCAGUUGAGGCAAAGAGGUUGAGUCAAGGCUGGCCCUUUAGCCUCCUUGCAAACAGCUGCUGUGUGUUUAAAUCUGUACAUAAAAAUAAUUGUCUUUGCUGUAUAGAUGGGCUUUUUGGAAUGAGUGUAUGCAGUUUUCAUUGCUUCAGCAGCCAGUUUCUAGUUGACAUUCUAGUUGGCAGUUUUCUCAACCUCUUUCCACAUUGGCUUAUUUUUCUUUAGGUGUGUGAAAGUGUUGAGCUUUGACUAAAGAACAUGUAUCUUCCUCUACAGACUGUGACAGUGAAAGAGAGUGAUGUAAACCCUCAGAAUCCGCCAAAGUUUGAUAAAAUCGAAGACAUGGCCAUGUUCACCUUCCUUCAUGAACCAGCUGUGCUGUUUAACCUCAAAGAGCGUUAUGCAGCAUGGAUGAUCUAUGUAAGACAACACUACCCUUACUUUUUUAAUGACACAUCUUAGCAUCUCGGGCAACUGUCCCUUAUCCUUUUCUUCAUGUGGCAGACCUACUCUGGGCUCUUCUGUGUGACUGUCAACCCCUACAAGUGGCUCCCAGUCUACAACCAAGAAGUGGUGGUUGCCUACAGAGGAAAGAAGAGGAGUGAAGCUCCUCCUCACAUCUUCUCCAUCUCUGAUAAUGCUUAUCAGUACAUGCUGGCAGGUCAUUACUUGAACUUGUUAAAUAUUUUACUCUGUCAUCAUUCUGUCCAUUUCACUGACAAUCUCAAAACCUCUCUUUAUGACAGACAGAGAAAACCAGUCAAUCCUCAUUACGUAAGUCACACACACACACACACACACACACACACACACACACACACACACACACACACACACACACACACACACACACACACACACACACACACGGCUGAUAAAAUCCUCUUCAGCAGUUUUCGGUUUCAGGUACAGUUCUCUUUCUCUUUCACUCAGCGGAGAAUCUGGUGCUGGAAAGACCGUCAACACCAAGCGUGUCAUUCAGUACUUUGCCAGCAUUGCUGCUGCCCCAGGUGGGAAGAAGGAUCAGGCUGCUGAGAAGAAGGUAUGUACUGCAGUAACACUGUGUACUGCAGAAUAAAGCAACAAGAAUAAAGCAAAAUGUGCAUAGACACACUGUUGUUUUGUCUUUAUUUACCAAUGUCAGGGUACUCUGGAGGAUCAAAUCAUCCAGGCUAACCCUGCACUGGAGGCUUUUGGGAACGCCAAGACCAUCAGGAAUGACAACUCCUCCAGAUUUGUGAGUGUCUGAGUAGCUGCGUUUUGGUGGCUUGCUAUUCAUCAGUUCAGCCAGCAUUUCUCUUACAUCAGAAAUAUAAAUAAAAACUUUUUUCUUCACAGGGAAAAUUCAUCAGAAUCCAUUUUGACAACCGAGGAAAGCUGGCCUCUGCUGACAUUGAGACUUGUAAGUGAGAAAAAAAAAAAAGGACGCACCCUUUUUUUUGGAUUCUCAACAAUUGUUAUUCUUUGUGGAGUUCUGUAGAGCUGCAGGCAAUCACAGUACAUGUGAGAGGCAAGGUAGGCUACCAGGGAUAAUUGGGUCACCGGUUUCAAGGUAAGCAAUGUCAUGGUUUUAGUCGUACAUAUUACGUCAGCAAAAAUGCAUGUGGUAGAGAGGCCAUGAUCAGCUGUGGUUAGCUUGCAAAGAGCCUGUCAAGCUUUUUGUUGAGCUGUGCCCAAGAAAGAGGGACUUUUGUGUGAGUGCACAAAGAAAAAGACAAAGAAACAAUCCUGAGUAAAGAUAAAUGACCCCACAAAGAUAUCACACUCAAACUCCACACAGGAGGGCUGUUUCCAACAACUCACUGACACAAUGCUGUGAUUGUCUUUCCAAUGUGAUGUAAAUGUUAAAGGGUAAAUACAACAGAAAAAAAAAUGGAAUAAAAUAAAAACAAUACAUAUAUAUCAUUUGGGAAUUGGUCAACUCUGAACCUUUUUGUUUUGGCAAAUGCAUUAUGUGUUUGUAAUCUGUUAAAAAUGUAUCACAACAUGCAGAAGGGAAAAUCUAGGGGUACUGCGCACACAAAAAGUAAAAAGAAAAUCUAAUAACUACUUUCACAGACCUCUUGGAAAAGUCUCGUGUGACCUAUCAGCUAAAAGCUGAGAGAGACUACCACAUUUUCUACCAGAUCCUGUCUCAGCAAAAGCCUGAGCUUCUAGGUAAGAUUUCUGGGUAAGAGUGUGCUAUACAUGGGUGAUAAGUUUAUUACUCCAACAAUGUAUAAUGCAUUUUUCUACUUAACACACAACCUUCCAGAAAUGUUGCUCAUCACCAACAACCCCUAUGACUACGCCUUCAUCUCCCAGGGAGAGACAACUGUAGCCUCUAUCAAUGAUUCUGAGGAGCUGAUGGCCACUGAUGUAAGUUUAAACUUUUUUCAGUCACAUUAAUUCAUCCUGAAUUCUGCCAGUAUUCAUUUUGUAAUUUCUCUUAGGACGCAUUUGAUGUGCUGGGCUUUACUCAAGAAGAGAAGAACAGCAUUUACAAGCUGAUUGGAGCCAUCAUGCACUACGGAAACAUGAGGUUUAAGCAGAAGCAGCGAGAGGAGCAGGCAGAGGCAGAUGGCACUGAAGGUAAGAUGUCAUCAAAUGUUCUCUGGGGUGAAUAUGAAGUUUACAUCAAAUAGAGGCUUUUUAAAAAGGAUCCCUUUUUUUACACAUCAUAUUGUAUCACAAAAUGCAAGGUACAGCUUUUGGAUCAGUGGUAUUUUUUCUUUUUUUCCCCUCACUAUUUUAAAGUUGCUUGGUGUCAUGCAUUAUGUUUCUCAACACUUCAUACUUGCAGUGUGACAAAAAACCCUAUAGAUAUAAAAACACAACUAUUUGGGUAACACGUCUGUUUUAGAUUAAAAGGCAGAAAUGUAUGCAUAUAUGACUUGUCUUUUAUCUCCCCCUCUUCAGAUGCUGACAAAGUUGCAUACCUGAUGGGCCUGAACUCUGCUGACCUCAUCAAAGGUCUCUGCCACCCAAGGGUCAAAGUAGGAAAUGAGUGGGUCACCAAGGGACAAAAUGUUGCCCAGGUAAUGAACUGAAAUAAACCUUUGAAGGAUAGUUGUACUGAAAUAAAAACUUCUCAAGAUUAUUGUUUUCUUCCUAAGGUGUAUUAUGCAGUUGGUGCACUGUCUAAGUCAGUGUAUGAGAAGAUGUUCUUAUGGAUGGUGGUGAGGAUCAACCAAUCCCUGGACACCAAGCAGCCUCGCCAGUACUUCAUUGGUGUGCUUGACAUUGCUGGAUUUGAAAUCUUUGAUGUGAGUCUAAAAAGGAAACAUAGUGCCCACAAACAUGAUGAAUAUUGCUGCUUAAUAUUUUAAUGCCCAAGUUAUUUUUUUUUUUUACUUCGGUUGUUAUUACAGUUUAACACCUUUGAGCAGCUGUGCAUCAACUUCACCAACGAAAAACUGCAACAGUUUUUCAACCACCACAUGUUUGUGCUGGAGCAGGAAGAGUACAAGAAAGAGGGCAUAGAAUGGGAGUUCAUUGAUUUUGGUAUGGACUUACAGGCCUGCAUUGACCUGAUUGAAAAGGUGAGCUGUUGGUACUCAUGAGGCAAAUAAGCUAAAUGUGUGCUUAACUAACAUCACCCAAAGAUUUACAGUUUUACUUCUUGAAAACAAAGCUUAAUUAAUUGACUUAUUCCCCCAUUUUUUAUAUUCCUUAGCCAAUGGGUAUCAUGUCCAUCCUUGAGGAGGAGUGCAUGUUCCCAAAAGCCUCUGAUGCCACUUUUAAAGCCAAACUUUACGACAACCAUCUGGGGAAGUCCAAUAACUUCCAAAAGCCCAGAGUCGUCAAAGGCAAACCAGAGGCCCAUUUCUCCCUGGUUCAUUACGCUGGAACAGUGGAUUAUAAUAUCAACAACUGGCUGGUGAAGAACAAGGAUCCUCUUAAUGAGACAGUGGUUGGGCUUUUCCAAAAGUCAAAUCUCAAGCUAUUAGCCAUGCUCUUUGCUGGAUAUGCAGGAGCUGAUUCUAGUAUGUUAACAUUCAAUACUGAUGUGUUUGUACAUUUUCCAAAAUAAAACAUUAAAGGGACAGUAUAAUCAUGAAUAAUGUUUAACAUAGGUUUGAUUAUUUUUUGGAUUUUGUAAAGUGUCCUUACAAUGACAUGUCCUUUUUUUUUAAUCAUUUAGCUCAAGAGUCUGGUGGUGGAAAAGGGAAGGGUAGCAAGAAAAAAGGUUCCUCUUUCCAAACUGUGUCAGCUUUGCACAGGGUAAGGUUUUUUUUCAUGUACAAAUUUUAAAUAUUGGAAGCUCCCUCACACCACUACAGCUAUAAUUCUGUCUGGACCACUAUGGUCAAAGAGAAUUAUUAGUUGAAUGGAAAAAUUAUAUUUGUCCAUACAACUCUGAGAGUUCCCUGCCCUUCCACUUGCGCACUUGGAAAGGUGAUGACAUUGUCAAGAGCACCACAUACUUGUGUGACAGAGUAAUGGCAUAGUUAUGCAAAACUCUGCCAAAAUGCUAUUCAGUGGCGCAAUGUCUAUACUCGUAUUUCAAGUUUCUGGUCCCACAAAGUUUCUUCCAUGUAAUAGGUUGGGGAUCAGAUCAGGGGGGAUAAGAAAAGGCAGUUCUUACCCCCUACCUACAAUUGAGCUUUGGAUUUUUUUAGAUAACCACCAUAGCAAUGGUGAAUCAUGCUGGAUCACUAGCUCCAACAUCAGGCAAGUAUGGCAAACCUCAAGAAACCCAGGAGGGUGGCCCCCCAGCUGACACCAGGUCAAUGACCCUGCUAACAACUGUCAGGUGACACAGUUGUGAACGGCUCUGAGGUGACCAACUUUGGCCUAAGUCUUUUGGCCUCAACUAAAGAAAAGCCCUUUGAAAGAAAGGCGAAACAUCCUCCAGAACCUCAAACAAGUCCAGUUGCCCUUUCAACGAACGAUUGGACAACCAUGACCUGGAUGAAGGAUAACCUACACAGACGAUAAAUAGAGCUCCAGUUUUAAUCCUCAUCAGUUGGGUCACUAACAGAUAACUGGCUGUGCUGUCAGCAGAUAUGGUUUGGUGUCAACAAAGUUUAAAAAGCACCUCAUACUUUGUAUACUUUACAGGAGAACCUGAACAAGUUGAUGACCAACUUGAGGUCUACUCACCCUCACUUUGUGCGCUGCAUCAUACCCAAUGAGACUAAGACUCCUGGGGCCAUGGAGAACCCUCUGGUGAUGCACCAGCUGCGCUGUAAUGGUGUGCUGGAAGGUAUCAGGAUCUGCAGGAAGGGAUUCCCAAACAGGAUCCUCUAUGGAGAUUUCAAACAGAGGUUUGCUCAAAGAUGAUGAUACAUAAACACAUUCACAUCUAACAAUAAAAACAUACAUACAAGUUACACACUGACACUAUUUUAAAUCUGUGUCAAAAGAUACCGUAUUUUGAAUCCUAAUGCCAUUCCUGAGGGACAGUUUAUUGACAACAAGAAGGCUGCAGAGAAACUACUGGGCUCUCUUGAUAUUGACCACAACCAGUAUAGACUGGGGCACACCAAGGUCAGUUUGUCCAACCUUGAUUAACAUUCUUGAUUAAGACGUGUAUAUAUAUAUAUAUAUAUGUAUAUAUAUAUAUAUAUAUAUAUAUAUAUAUAUAUACAUAUAUAUAUUUAAAUAUAAGGUUAUCAUUAAAAUCUACCACCACAAAAAAGGUGUUCUUCAAAGCUGGACUGCUGGGUCUGCUGGAGGAGAUGCGGGAUGACCGUCUAGCUCUGAUCAUCACUGGCAUCCAAGCUCGGUCACGAGGUCUUCUGGCAAGAAUUGAAUUCCAGAAGAUCGUUGAACGAAGGUACCUAUGGCAAAACUCUGUACUGUCAAGGCAACUGUUAUUCAUAUAACCCUUCAUAACAAACAAUAAACUCUGCAUUGACUCAUGAAGGGUUAAAACCUAUAUAGAAGGUAUUGGGUGGUGUUUAUGACUGUUAUCAGUUACUGCUGUUUUGCAUUUGCAUUAGAAGGCUCUUCAGACAGUUCUUUUAUGUUGUCUGCAGGGAUGCAUUACUGGUGAUCCAGUGGAACGUUCGUGCCUUCAUGGGGGUCAAAAAUUGGCCCUGGAUGAAGCUGUAUUUCAAGAUCAAACCUCUGCUGAGAUCUGCUGAGACUGAGAAGGAGAUGGCCAACAUGAAGGAAGAGUUUACAAAACUUAAAGAGGCUUUUGCAAAAUCCGAAGCCCGCAAAAAGGAGCUAGAGGAAAAAAUGGUCACACUUCUCCAAGAGAAGAAUGACCUGCAGCUCCAAGUCCAAUCUGUAUGUUUGAAAUCUUGACUGCAUUUUUAAUCCCCUUUAAUCACAUUACACUUCUGUCUAAAACAUUGUUGUGUCACAACAACAGGAGCAAGAUAAUCUUUGUGAUGCAGAAGAAAGAUGUGAGGGGCUGAUCAAGAGCAAGAUUCAGCUGGAAGCAAAAAUCAAAGAGCUUACAGAGAGACUGGAGGAUGAGGAGGAGAUGAAUGCUGAUCUGACAGCAAAGAAGAGAAAGCUGGAGGAUGAAUGUUCAGAGUUAAAGAAAGAUAUUGAUGACUUAGAGUUAACCCUGGCAAAAGUUGAGAAAGAGAAGCAUGCCACCGAGAACAAGGUACCGUCAACUCUUAUUUAAUGUAAAAAUGCUUUGUGAGUUGGAAUUUAUAUCCAAGUUGAAGUCUCUGACAAAACUACUGGCCGCAGGUUAAAAACCUGACUGAGGAGAUGGCUGCUCAGGAUGAGAUCAUUGCUAAACUGACCAAGGAAAAGAAGGCUUUACAGGAAGCUCAUCAGCAAACACUGGAUGACCUGCAGAGUGAAGAAGACAAAGUCAACACUCUGACCAAGGCCAAAACUAAGCUGGAACAGCAAGUGGACGAUGUAAGAAUGGAGAAAAUUUCAAGAUCAGAUUGUUUUGUCUUUGACAAUUAAAACCUUAAACAGAUAUUCUUUGACUCCCACAGCUUGAAGGGUCCCUAGAGCAAGAGAAAAAAAUACGGAUGGACCUUGAGAGAGCAAAGCGGAAGCUUGAGGGAGACCUAAAGCUAGCUCAGGAGACCGUCAUGGACCUGGAAAAUGAUAAGCAGCAACUCGAAGAGAGGCUGAAAAAGUAGGAGAUUGCAAGAGAGUACACUGUAGUGACACAUAUUCAUGUAAAUUUUAUGUCAGCUAGUACAUAUUGAUUUUUUUCCCCUCAGGAAAGACUUUGAAAUCAGCUCACUCAUGAGCAAAAUAGAGGAUGAACAGGCAAUAAGUGCCCAGCUCCAGAAAAAAUUGAAGGAGUUGCAGGUGAUAUUUUCAAUAUGAUGAAGUUUAGACAACAAAUGUAUGAAUAUAACAUUUCUGCCCAGUACUUGUUUCUUCAACUCACACAAGGCUGUUAACUAAUUUUGUUUUAGGCCCGCAUUGAGGAGCUUGAGGAGGAGCUGGAGGCAGAGCGAGCUGCCCGAGCUAAGGUGGAGAAGCAGAGAGCAGACUUGGCCAGAGAGCUGGAGGAGAUCAGUGAGAGACUGGAGGAGGCUGGAGGAGCAACAGCUGCCCAGAUCGAGAUGAACAAGAAGAGAGAGGCAGAGUUCCUGAAGCUCCGCAGAGACCUUGAAGAGGCCACUCUGCAGCAUGAAGCCACCACUGCCACACUCAGGAAGAAACAGGCUGACAGUGUUGCUGACCUGGGAGAGCAGAUUGACAACCUGCAGAGAGUCAAGCAGAAACUGGAGAAGGAGAAGAGUGAGCUCAGACUGGAGCUGGAUGAUGUGGUCUCCAACAUGGAACAGAUUGUAAAAUCUAAGGUAAAAGGAUUUCAUCCAUGAUAUUUGUGUAUUGAUGGCCUGAUUAUUGCUUUACUCAUCAGUAAAACAAAAACCUCUUCAUUUCUAAAGAAGUUCAUGUGGCCUUGUGAAUGCUUUUGAUUUUCAGAAUAAUUUGGAAAAAAUGUGCAGGUCUCUGGAAGAUCAGAUGAAUGAAUAUAAAACUAAAGCAGAGGAGGGACAGCGCUCCAUCAAUGACUUCUCUAUGCAGAAAGCAAAACUUCAAACUGAAAAUGGUACAAAUUUCUUUGAUUGAGGAGCAUUCACUCUGAAAUAUACUGAAAACUUAAUGAAACCUUCUCUCACAUUAGCUGAACUUUCAAGGCAGCUUGAGGAAAAGGAUUCCCUGGUAUCUCAACUCACCAGAGGAAAACAGUCCUACACUCAACAAGUGGAAGACCUGAAAAGACAACUGGAGGAGGAAGUGAAGGUAACAGACUACUGACCAUGGUGCUUCAUCUAAAACAGUCCAAAUGAUCACGUUUAAACCUAUGCUUCAUUUCCACUUCAGGCCAAGAACGCAUUGGCUCAUGCAGUGCAGUCUGCCCGUCAUGACUGUGACCUGCUCAGGGAGCAGUUUGAGGAGGAGCAGGAGGCCAAGGCUGAACUCCAGCGUGGCAUGUCCAAGGCUAACUCUGAGGUGGCUCAGUGGAGAACCAAGUAUGAAACUGAUGCCAUCCAGAGGACAGAGGAACUGGAGGAGGCAAAGUGAGUCCAAAUUAUUUCCACUUUAACUCCUCUGCAAAAUUGAAAAGAAAGAGUCCUGACUAAAUUCUAUCAAUAUUCAGAAAGAAGCUGGCCCAGCGUCUGCAGGAUGCUGAGGAGGCUGUUGAAGCAGUGAAUGCUAAAUGUUCCUCUCUGGAGAAGACCAAACACAGACUGCAGAAUGAGAUUGAAGAUCUCAUGGUAGAUGUGGAGAGGUCUAAUGCCGCUGCUGCUGCUCUGGACAAGAAGCAAAGAAACUUUGACAAGGUAGACUCUAAAAUAAACACAUUAGUUCUUUAGUUCUGCUAUUCUUUGAACUAAGUGGGGACUGAGCAUAGUUGACAGCCAAACAUGCUCAUUGUUCAGAGACAAACAUCACUCAAACUACGAUUGGAUGGAAAUAUCAUGUGGAAGAAGAUGCCUUUAGGGUCUGCAAAUACAAAAAUUAAAAAUAAAGUGUCUGGACUGAGACGGUACCAUUGCACCACAUGUUCAUGAAACAUUUAGGCUUUUUUCUGGGUUAUUGAUCGUACAUUGUACAGAAGGCAAAACUAUUGUACAAAUACGGUAAUUAUCUAACACCUGGCAACCCUAAUGGCAUGUGAGUUGGUUACACAUCUAGCUUUGCAAUAUUUAUGCUGAACAUAUGCACACAUUUUUGAGCAAUGCACUCUGGACAAGGAAGAUCUUGCACAUUCAAGCAAGACAAUGCCCAAACACAUAUGUAAAAAGUAGAGGUGAUGCAACUCAGUGGUCAAUGGCUCCAGUCCCUCUUUUGAAAGAUGUUUAUGGCAUCAAAUUAAAAUCAAACCAGUGUCAUUGUAAAAAAAAAAAGCAUCUGAGAGUUUCAGAUUUGGAUAGGUUUUCUUUGCAUCAUUUUAAAGUUCAACAUAAAUUUAAAAGAUUAGGAAACCACAAAUGUCUGGUUUUUAACAGAAUUUUGAUCAAACUUUUUUGAGGUAUUCGUAUUUUAGAUAAUAACCCUAUAAUAUGCAUAUUUAAGGUCUUGGCAGAAUGGAAGCAAAAAUAUGAGGAGUCUCAAACGGAGCUGGAGAGCUCUCAGAAAGAAGCAAGGUCUCUGAGCACUGAGCUCUUCAAACUCAAGAACUCCUAUGAAGAAUCUCUAGAGCAUCUGGAGACCAUGAAGAGAGAGAACAAGAAUCUGCAGGGUAAGGGUAACCCCGAGUCCAUCUCUCUUAUAAAGUCAGUUUUCAAUCUUUGCUAAUGUAACGUUUGAUCUCUCAGAGGAAAUAUCUGACCUUACUGAACAAAUUGGUGAGAGUGGGAAGAAUAUCCAUGAGCUUGAGAAGAUUCGCAAACAACUUGAACAAGAGAAGUCUGAGAUUCAAACAGCUCUGGAGGAGGCAGAGGUACGCUGAAUGUUUGAAAGACAAGCUUUACAAAAUGAACAUCAUUUUUGGGGUUGGGAAUAUCUCAUCUCUCCUCACUUUUUUCUCCUCGAUGCCAUGAUAGGCCUCACUGGAACAUGAAGAAGGGAAGAUCCUCAGAGCUCAGCUGGAGUUCAACCAGGUCAAGGCUGAUAUUGAGCGCAAGCUGGCAGAGAAAGAUGAAGAGAUGGAGCAAGCAAAGAGAAACCAACAGCGGGUUGUGGAUACUCUUCAGAGCUCUCUGGAGUCUGAGACUCGCAGCAGAAAUGAGGCCCUCCGUCUGAAGAAGAAGAUGGAGGGAGACCUCAAUGAGAUGGAGAUCCAGCUUAGCCAGGCCAACAGGCAGGCAGCUGAGGCUCAGAAACAGCUCAAGGCUGUUCAUGCACAUCUGAAGGUAUGCUUAACAAUAAUUAGUAAGAGUCAUUGACACCUUGACACAAGACUUGCUCUAAAUCAUUGUCACACUUAUACAGGACACCCAGCUCCAGCUUGAUGAGUCUCUUCGAACCGGUGAUGAAAUGAAGGAGAACAUUGCCAUAGUUGAAAGACGCAACAACCUUCUUCUGUCAGAAAUUGAGGAGCUAAGGUCUGCUCUGGAGCAAACUGAGAGAGGUCGCAAACUUGCUGAGCAAGAGCUUCUGGAUGUCAGUGAGAGGGUGCAGCUGCUGCACUCACAGGUAUGUUGUAGUCCCUGGACCUGGCACUAUCAUUUGCCAUUAUUAACAACUCAAUAUGGAAUUGUAUGAUUUUAAUUGUACACCACCAGAACACCAGCCUAAUAAACCAAAAGAAGAAGCUGGAGGGUGAUACCGUCCAGCUCCAAACUGAAGUAGAGGACGCAGUGCAGGAGUGUAGGAAUGCUGAGGAGAAGGCCAAGAAGGCCAUUACUGACGCUGCCAUGAUGGCUGAGGAGCUGAAGAAAGAACAGGACACCAGUGCUCACCUGGAGCGUAUGAAGAAGAACAUGGAGCAAACCAUCAAAGACCUGCAGCACCGUCUGGACGAAGCUGAACAGAUCGCUAUGAAGGGAGGAAAGAAGCAGAUGCAGAAGCUCGAGGCCAGGGUGAGUGACAAUAAUAGUUGAAAUGUUUAAAGAAACAUUCAAUAACACCACUAAAUCCUUGAAAUCCUUAAAGCAAUAUCUAGAGGCAUCCAUUCUAUCACUUCCCGACAGAUUAGAGAACUGGAAAAUGAGCUAGAGGCUGAACAAAGAAGAUCCAGUGAAUCUGUCAAAGGAAUACGUAAAUAUGAGAGAAGAAUCAAAGAGUUAACUUAUCAGGUAUUUUUUAAUUUUUUUUUUCAACAAUAUCAUGUAUAUUUUUUUUUGUUAAUUAAACUUCCAACCUUUCUUUCUUUUGUUUUCAGACUGAAGAGGAUCGUAAGAAUUUGGCUCGCCUGCAAGAUUUAGUAGACAAACUACAGCUGAAGGUCAAAUCUUACAAGAAAACUGCAGAGGAGGCGGUAAGCUGUCAGGAAGUAUGAAAAGGAGAAGAAUCAAACAACUUGAUUUAAUUUUGAGACCAUUGCUCGAUGUCCCCCCUUCCCCAACAACUCAAAGCACUAUUUCAUCAUUUUUGCCCAUACCAUUAAAAAAAAACAAAAAAAAACAACCAACAUCUGGCACAUGAUGGGAUUGUGCUUUUCUUUUCUACAGGAAGAACAGGCCAACACUAAUCUGACCAAGUUCCGUAAACUUCAACAUGAGCUGGAUGAGGCUGAAGAGAGAGCGGACAUUGCUGAGUCCCAGGUUAACAAGCUUCGUGCCAAGAGCCGAGAUGUGGGGUCAAAGGUCAGUAAUUGAUUACCCCUCUUUUGGGAGGUACACAACAUACAUUGAGAAAAAAAGAUGGGAUUACGGAGAAACAUGUGUUUUAUUGUUUAUCUCUUGUUUCAGAAAGGACACGAUGAGGAAUGA